AGCACCCUGUUCACAUUACAACUAACCCUAGAUCUCAGAUUUAGGUAAGCGGCUGGAGUUUUGCGCAUGCGCAGAAGACUGGCCGCUCUCUCCUGCAGGAGAUGCAGCGUGAGCUGGGCUCAGGGUGAUGGGAGACAACAGGAGGACAAACAUCACUCUCCACCUUCGGAUAGCACAGAUGUGAAGAUGGCGUCAUGCCCGGAGUUGUGUGGCUCGGAGUAUGGGGAUGGAGGCCCGCAGCGCUACGGUGUUCGGUCCUACCUGCACCAGUUCUACGAGGACUGCACCUCUUCCAUCUGGGAGCGCCACCAUGAUGAGUUCCAGAUGCAGAGAUCGCCUAGCCGGUGGAGCUCGGUCCUCUGGAAGGUGUGUGUGGCGGUUGGAGCGGUGAUCUUGGUUUCAGGUUUGUCAGUGCUGCUCGUCGGUUAUGCCACACCCCCUCGUCUGGAGGCAUUUGGAGAGGAUGAGUUGCUGUUCGUGGACGGACGAGCCAUGCGCUUUAAUCGUGCCUUAGACGCCUGCAAACUGGGUGGUGCCGUGCUCUUCUGUGUAGGUGGGGCCGGUGUGGCAGCUGGUCUCCUUUUAUUGGCAGUCUGUGGGCAGGGUGGAGCCAAAGAUGAGCUCCAGCUACAGCGACGUUUUAAAGAGCGACUAGCAGAGAUCCAGGCAUCUGUUCCUAACCCUGGAGAUGCCAAGGUUCCCGUCACGCUGUCCAAAGUGCAGAACAUCCAGCCUGGUGCUGAACCCUGACCUCCACCCACAAAAAGUAUAAACUCAACAAGGCUUAUUAUUAUAUAAAAAUAAAUAAAUAUGUUUCAUUUGUAGAGCAGCACACAUCAUGCCUAAGAAUUCUCUACCAGUCACAAACACGUACAGUUUUACCUCCUGGUUCUUCUUAGCGGAUUGUUUUGCUGAUAAUAAUAUAUAAUCUGAAAAUGACCUUAAAUAAUGAAAACUUUGACAUGAUUAAGUAAUUGUGCAUUUUGAAUACAGCAAUGUGUAAAAAAAAACAACGAUAAUAGGCUCAUACCCACAUAUCUUGUUAUUUAGAUAUAUUGAAGCUAAGUGAAGUUGAUAAGUGUCAUGAAAGGAACAAAUUAGCUUACUAUAGGAAUCUAUUAGCAGCUGAUAAUCAUUGCUGGAACACAGUGACUUAUAUUUGUCUGCUAAAUGAGAAACUCCUUCUAAGACAUUUGAUGUAGGUUUAAACUAAGGGUUUUUCACAAAACAAGGCUUAUAAAAUUUUGUUUUUAAAAUAUAUAUGACAAAGUGACAUUUUCUUUUGUAAGAAACUAAUACAUAGUUUUUCUGGGAACAAAGUUGAUAUGAAGCCAAUCAUGUAACAUAACAAACAACCAAUUCACACAGAAUAUUUAAAUACUAAUUUUCUGGACAGGCAAUGCCUACGAUAAACAAACACGUGUCGUGCUGCUUGCUAGCAUGAAUGUUUGCAUACCUUGGGUCCAGCUACAAAUGCUAAUCAUUUUAAAAGUUUUUUUUAAUUGUUCUUGUUUUUUCCACAGAGACAGACUUUGCUCCUGGAGUAAUUUUUGUUUUGAAAUGAAAUACUCUUCAUUUUUGUCAUAACCAUAACUAUAUCAUUAGAAUUGUUUUCUUUUUCUUAAUAUAUCAUCCACAAAAAUCAGCUAAUUAUUAUACCUCCAUAAAUAAAGAAAUAAAUGCUAAAAAAUACCGAAAUUAAUGUGGGUUAGUUUCCAUAGAUAUCACUGCAGUAAGCUGCACAUAUACUAACAUUGUUAGAAAUGCUAAUUAUGUAUGCUAGUUUUAAAAUCCAGUGAGGUCAAUUUUGUUUAUUCAUCACUUUUUUUGUUUGUUUAUUUUUGGUAUUUUCUAUAAAUCAAACUUCUAAAUGAUGCCAAAUUUUUACCUCCAAGAAAAAUUAUCAUUUAAAGAUAUAUUGGCCAUUUGUAAUCAAUUUGUUUGCUUUACUUUUUAAAUCUGUGGUAUUUUUCUUUUGCAGGGUGGCACUAAGGAGCCAAAUCCAACAUCUUUAUUGGUCAAAAUGCCUUUAAAUAUGUUUUGUCCGAAUUUAGAGCCUGUCUAUGUGCUUUGUUAUUGAUUUGUGCGAAUCACUUUAGUUACUUACGUUAUUGGUUUUUUUGUUUGUUUUUUGCAUUCUCAUGUACAACAAUGUCACAUAUGGAAAAGACAGGUCUGUUAAACGGUGGAUGUUCUGAGUGUACCAUAUUGGUAAAAAUAAUAAAAGCCAGGUCUACAUUUA
Molecule: messenger RNA, 2242 nt
Organism: Silurus meridionalis
Lineage: Eukaryota; Metazoa; Chordata; Actinopteri; Siluriformes; Siluridae
Gene: nrsn1
Product: neurensin 1
Exons: 3
Coding region: 67-750 (227 amino acids)
Biological process (GO): nervous system development
Cellular component (GO): neuron projection; neuronal cell body; transport vesicle
Source: RefSeq, a predicted model, not a curated record